AUGAGUGCAGAAAGGUCGUUUGAGGCAUGGGAAGAAGUGCAACGUCACGGUCAGGAUUUAGCUGACCGACUUACCCAGGGUUUCACCGAUUUGAUCCAUACACAUAUCACUCCACCUCAAUUCGUUUGGCCUAAUCCUCCUAAAUCCAAGCUUUUCGAUUUGGAGUUUUCAACUCAGAGUUUUGGAAAGAGGGAUUUUGGUUUGCCUGUUGAUGAUUAUGGUGUUUCGGCGAUUUUCGAUAUCGGUAACCGGAUCGGUCAGGCUGGGAUGGAUUUUGGUGCUAGUUUGAAUGGAAUGGUUCAGCAGUUUUUCAGGUCGUUGCCGUUGCCGGUGCCGUUUAAACAUGAGGAGGAUACGGUUAGGGUUGGUGGUGGUGAAGGUAGACAGAGGAGGGGUUUAGUUGGGGUUUCUGUGAAUGAGGAUUUGGGUUUGGGGUCACUUACUGAGAGGUUGAGGAAUCAUGGAUUUUCUGAAAGUGUUAGUGGAACUGUUGAGGAAGAGAUUGGUGGGUUUAAUCUUGGUUCUGCUGGUCAUAUGGGUAGGAGACAGGGAAUCAUAAAUUUUACAUCAACUUAUGAUAGUAGAACUCAAGAAGUGGAGGGUUCUGUAGCUGCGAGGGGAGAUUUGUGGAGAGUAGAGGCAUCACGUGGUGGUUCUACAUCUGGAAAUGAAAAUUCUUCUCUUUACCUGGUCCAGCUUGGACCUCUCCUCUUUAUCCGUGAUUCAACUCUCCUUUUGCCUGUUCAUUUGUCAAAGCAACAUUUGCUAUGGUAUGGCUAUGACAGGAAGAAUGGAAUGCACUCUCUUUGUCCAGCAGUGUGGUCUAAACACAGAAGGUGGCUGUUGAUGUCCAUGAUUUGCUUGAAUCCCAUAGCUUGUUCAUUUGUGGAUCUUCAAUUUCCUAACGGGCAACUUACUUAUGUAUCUGGCGAGGGUCUCACUACGAGUGCUUUCCUUCCAGUUUGUGGAGGUCUUCUUCAAGCUCAGGGUCAAUAUCCUGGUGAAAUGCGAUUCAGCUAUUCCUGCAAGAACAAAUGGGGAACAAGAAUCACACCAAUGAUACAAUGGCCUGAUAAAUCAUUUUCCUUUGGUCUUUGUCAAGCCUUGGCCUGGAAGAGAUCUGGUCUCCUUGUGAGGCCAACUAUUCAAUUCAGUGUGUGCCCUACAUUUGGUGGAAGCAAUCCAGGGGUGCGGACUGAACUCAUUCAUUCGGUCAAAGAGCAACUUAGUCUAAUUUGUGGAUGUGCUUUAACAACAUAUCCUUCCGCGUUUGCUUCAGUAUCUAUUGGCAGAUCAAAAUGGAAUGGAAAUGUUGGGAACUCAGGUCUUGUUCUGAGAGUUGAUACUCCUCUAUGCAGUGUUGGUCGUCCUUCUUUUUCAGUUCAGAUAAAUAGUGGCAUUGAAUUUUGA
Molecule: messenger RNA, 1410 nt
Organism: Lathyrus sativus (Indian pea)
Lineage: Eukaryota; Viridiplantae; Streptophyta; Magnoliopsida; Fabales; Fabaceae
Source: the annotation of a GenBank genome assembly